AUGAUGGAAGAUUACUUUAUGGAGCGUCCAGUUUUCAGUGAAGAGAUAUUUCGGACACGGUACAGGAUGAGUCACAGCGUUUUCAACCUCAUCUCCAGUGACCUUUAUCGCUAUGACCAGUACUUUGUCCAGAAAUCAGAUGCUGCUAAGAAAGUCGGACUACUUCCCCAGCAGAAGCUAACAUGUUCCUUAAGAAUGCUUGCUUAUGGUGCUGGAGCAGAUCAAUGCACUAAGUAUUGUCGGAUGGCAACAUCUACCUCCAUCGAGGCUCUGAAACGAUUUACAAGAGGAAUCGUUAAUCUGUACUCGGCAGAAUACCUCCGGGCUCCUACUCCGGCAGAUCUCAGAAGACUUCUCGCCAAAGCUUAG
Rosa chinensis is the source of this 369-nucleotide messenger RNA. RefSeq lists its product as uncharacterized. The coding region runs from base 1 to 369 and encodes 122 amino acids. The record is from RefSeq and is a predicted model, not a curated record. NCBI's taxonomy places the organism in Eukaryota, Viridiplantae, Streptophyta, Magnoliopsida, Rosales, Rosaceae. The transcript has a single exon.